Molecule: messenger RNA, 939 nt
Organism: Limanda limanda (common dab)
Lineage: Eukaryota; Metazoa; Chordata; Actinopteri; Pleuronectiformes; Pleuronectidae
Gene: rlbp1a
Product: retinaldehyde binding protein 1a
Exons: 7
Coding region: 1-939 (312 amino acids)
Cellular component (GO): membrane
Molecular function (GO): phosphatidylinositol bisphosphate binding
Source: RefSeq, a predicted model, not a curated record
AUGGCUGCUACUGGAUCUUUCCGCAUGGUGUCCGAGGAGGAGCAGGCCAUGCGCUCCAAGCUGGAGCAUUUGACAGUGAAGGAUCAUGGGCCGGUGUUCGGGCCGUGCCACAAACUGCCCGGCCACACUGUGCAGAAGGCCAAGGACGAGCUGAACAAGACAGACGCGAGCCGGGCGUCCUCGCUGAAGGACCUGCGAGCCAUGAUGAAGGACAGGGCGUCCGAGGGAGACAACCUGGCCAAACUGAUGCUGGAGCGCUUCGGGGACGAGCCCGACUCGCUGCUGCUGCGGUUCCUCAGAGCUCGCAAGUUCGACGUGGUCCGGGCCCACGAUCUGAUGAGAGGUUACGUGCGCUUCAGGAAGGAGUACCCCGAGCUGUUUGAGAACCUGACCCCCGAGGCGGUCCGCAGCACCAUCGAGGCCGGGUACCCUGUGGUGCUGCCCAGCAGAGACAAGUACGGCCGCGUGGUCCUGCUCUUCAACAUCGAGAACUGGGACCUGGAGGAGAUCACCUUCGAUGAGAUCUUGAGAGCUUACUGUGUGAUCCUGGAGAAGCUGCUGGAGAACGAAGAGACUCAAAUCAACGGCUUCGUCCUGAUUGAGAACUUCAAGGGCUUCACCAUGCAGCACGCCUCGGGGAUCAAACCCACGGAGCUGAAGAAGAUGGUGGACAUGCUGCAGGACUCCUUCCCCGCCCGGUUCAAGGCGGUGCACGUCACUCACCAGCCCUGGUACUUCACCACCACCUACAACGUGGUCAAACCCUUCAUGAAGAGCAAACUGCUGGAGAGGGUCUUUGUUCACGGCGACGAGAUGGAGAACUACUUGAAAGAAUUCGAUGCCGAGAACCUGCCGGCAGAUUUCGAUGGAAAGGCGUCUGUUUCCGACAACCAGGCCAUCGCCACAAAGCUGUUUGGCUCUGAAGACACCGCUCUCUGA